Exophiala aquamarina CBS 119918 is the source of this 654-nucleotide messenger RNA. RefSeq lists its product as uncharacterized. The transcript has a single exon. Gene Ontology annotation, biological process: nucleoside phosphate metabolic process; ribose phosphate metabolic process. NCBI's taxonomy places the organism in Eukaryota, Fungi, Ascomycota, Eurotiomycetes, Chaetothyriales, Herpotrichiellaceae. The record is from RefSeq and is a predicted model, not a curated record. Bases 1 to 654 code for a protein of 217 amino acids.
AUGGCUCAUACUCUUGACAUGAGCUCGUUCUCCUGGGACGCUAAGAACGUCGGGGUACGAGAAUUCUACUCGGACAAGAAAUAUCGCCUGGUCGCUGUCACAUCUCGUAACGACAAGGAGGUAGAACGGACCAAAGUUUUCCUCGAACGAAAAAUCCACGGCAGUGUCCCAGUCGACGUAGUCAUCACCUUUGCGCGUAUCGAAAUUGAAGGCAAAAAGUACUUCGUCCUGACACGACAGUGGCGCGAAGCCACACGCAAGUAUUCUAUUGCCUCUCCGGCGGGAGUCUACGACGAGCAGGACGAGAACCCUAUCACGGCAGGCCUCCGCGAGCUGAACGAGGAGACGCCCUUCACAGCUACAGAGGACGAUGUACGCGCCACAAGUUGCCUAUCAUUCUCCUCGGAUGGCUGCCUAAGCGAGACAUUUCAGGUCUUGUUUGUUGAUGUCAAACCCAAAGAUGACAACGUGACAUUUGAGAGCGGUAUCGUCAGCGGAAUCACCAAUCAGAAUAGUGGAGAGAAUAUCACGACUUUCUACGUUCCAGCAGACAAAUUAUAUGAGAGUUUGGUCCAGCUCCAGGAGUGGGGUCACUCCAUUGACGGCCGCCUGAUGAUGUGGGCUUGGGGCCGCCAACUGGCGAAGAUGGGGUAG